Episyrphus balteatus (marmalade hoverfly) is the source of this 1265-nucleotide messenger RNA. RefSeq names its product beta-1,3-galactosyltransferase 5. The transcript is spliced from 2 exons. The record is from RefSeq and is a predicted model, not a curated record. Gene Ontology annotation, molecular function: hexosyltransferase activity. Gene Ontology annotation, cellular component: membrane. The coding region runs from base 118 to 1248 and encodes 376 amino acids. Lineage: Eukaryota; Metazoa; Arthropoda; Insecta; Diptera; Syrphidae.
GUUUAUUUAGCUAGAUACAGAAAAAAAACAUUUAUUUUUUUCCCAUUCCCACGCACCAAUUCUCUAGAUUUUAAAUUAAAUCUAGAUUAAAAAUAAAUAAAAUUUCGAUGAGAAGACAUGAUUACACGAGGACGAAUUGCUUUCAAAAUUCUAUCAUGUCUCAUCGCCAUAGCAUUCAUCUUGAUUCUAUUCUCCUCACUAAACCAACAAAACGAUUCUUAUCAUGACGAAUUUAUUUCUGUCGAAACAGUUCGUCAAAUUGAAGAAGAAAUACAAAGUGGAACUUUGGUAAAUUUAAACAAUUUCAAGUAUGAAAUUAAUAAUGAUAUUUGUAAAAGAAAUGGAAGGGAAUUAAUAGGUAUUAUAAUUGUUACUUGCUAUGUUGGACAUGAUGAAUUACGAGCUGCCCAUCGACGGGCCAUUCCCCAAGGCAAACUCAUUGAAAUGGGAUUUUCGAGAGUUUUUCUUUUAGCUGAAAUCCCAAAAACUGAGAAAUACAUUACACAAUCUCAAGUUCUCGAUGAGAAUAAGAAGUUUGGGGAUAUUCUGCAGGGUAAUUUUAUGGAAGCAUAUCGAAAUCUCACCUACAAACACAUUAUGGGUCUCAAAUGGGCAAGUACCAAUUGUUUUAGGGCCAAGUUCAUCAUCAAAAUGGAUGAUGAUGUUGUUUAUGAUGUGUUCCAUUUGAAAAAUUACCUUGAGAGUUUGGAGAUUAAGGGAUUUCCAAAGAGCUUCAUGGCUGGCUAUAUACUAGACAAUAAGACACCAAUUCGCCUUACUGCCAACAAGUGGUUUGUAACAAGAGACGAAUACGCCUCCGAUGUCUAUCCAGCGUAUCUAUCCGGUUGGUUGUACAUAACCAACCCAAACACCACUUUGCAGCUAGUUCGACAAUCACAAACUGAAAAAUUCUUCUGGAUUGAUGAUACCUGGGUAACAGGCGUGUUACGUGAUCAACUUAGCAUUCCCUUAAUUAAACUUAAUUCUUGGUUUUCUUCCAAUGCCGACUUUCUCGAUUGUUGCGUUCGAGAUCUGAAAGAUUUCAACUAUGAAUGUGAGUACUUUGUUGGACCGAAUGGAGGCGAUACAAAGUUGAUUGUAGAAUUUUUACAUGGUAUCGAGAAGUGCUAUUUCGAUGAGUGCAAUAAACGUUCUCCGGAACAUUCGCUUAAACAAACAUGUGUGGCCAGUGCAAAACAAUUUAUCCCUGAUCAUGGUGAUGCUUUAAUUAGAGCAGUUAAACUAUAAUCUAGAUAAAUAGAAAA